AUGACCCAGUGCUGCUUACAAUGCGGGGUCGUUCUGUGGCCUAAUCUUCACUCCCCAUAUACAAUACGCGAGCAAGAGAUAUUAGCACAAAAAUAUCCUUAUUGUGACCAGUACCACCACGCUCUAUGGGCGCAGAGACAAGCCCCUUACGCAUAUUGCAAGCUUCCGGGCACGCCCAUAUCUAGAUCUGAACCAGCAGCAGAAGGAAUUAAAAAGCCAGAGGAAAAGCGCCACAGGGUUCAGAAGGGAGUCAAAGAGAACGAGGGUACAGAUGGGAGAAAGGGGAAAGAACACAAGCCGCAAGCGCCAAAACCGAAGGAACAGCCCAAAAAGAAUGCUACACCCAGUCAGGGGGGAAAGCAUAGGAAGAAUAAAGAGCCUGAAUCUGAACAACAGGCCAACAAGGGAGCUGUACCUACUCAAAGAAAUGAGGCCAACAAGAAAGCAGCAGCAGAGUCUAAGCAGAGGCAAAAUGAUGGAAAUAAACCAGAGGAUAAACUGAAAGGGGCCAUCAAACAGCAGGUUGAGUUUAAGUUGGAUAGGAGGGAUGAGGGCAACAAGAAAGCGACUGCAGCUCAGCAAAAUGCAAAGGCAGAAGAGAUGAAGGGAAAGGCGCAUCUUGAGAAGAAGAAAGUGGAGAAUGGAAGGCCAGUACCCGGCACACAGACGAAAAUUGCUGCCGCGGAAAAAGCUGCGGAGAAGGCACGAAGGCUUCACUCUGAAGUUGAGAAGUUCACAAAAUGA
Molecule: messenger RNA, 744 nt
Organism: Mollisia scopiformis
Lineage: Eukaryota; Fungi; Ascomycota; Leotiomycetes; Helotiales; Mollisiaceae
Exons: 3
Coding region: 1-744 (247 amino acids)
Source: RefSeq, a predicted model, not a curated record